GGGCGCGCACCCGCCACACGAUACAUAAGCAGGGUAAAAUGCCGAGAGGAGAGAGGUCUCUGUGCACGCGCACGCAAAGCAUUUCGUGGCCCCUUAACAUUGUCCUUUUAAAAGAAUCGCUUUGCAACCAGUGUUUGUCGCUAACUGCUGUGCAGUCAGCCUGAGGCAACGUAGACAAGGACCAAAUAUUUUAAAUAGAUUUUUCAGAAUUUUAGACAAGGGAAAUGAGUGAUUUUGAAGAUGCCAGUUUGAGUGAGUCAGAACCUGAACCUGAAGCAGAACCAGGGUAUCUUGAAGAUCCUAUUUAUGCCAUAGCACCAACAAUUAAUUUCCGAGAUGAAGGUUCCAUUGAUGUGGCUUCAAGUGCUGCAUUUCAGUGCCUCGAUGAGUUAUUUUAUGCUGGGAAAAUCCCUGGAACCAGAGUAUCUGAGUUGAAGGCAAAGUAUACCCUUCUGCAUGAGACUCUAGUAAGUUUACAGGCAUCAGAGAUUCAACUGCUGCAAGAUGCCAAACGUUUCACAGUUGAAGUGGAACAGCAGCAGCAGGAACUAGAAAAGGCUGACCAGUUUCCAGAAGGAUCCACCUCCGAAGUGUCCAAACUAAGACAGCAGUACCUAAGAUACCUUAAUGAAUAUAACGCAAUUCAAGAAAGAGAGUAUGAAAUUCAUUACAAGUUGAACAGUUUAUUGGAAGACAAGAAACUCCUAGAAAAAGAGUAUAAAAGGAUCCCUAAAGCUACUGAUGCUGAAAAGUUGAUCAAGGGCCUGAAAGAAAGCUGUGAAGAGCUCCGUAAAGAAACUUUGCAAAGAAGACAAGAAAUUAAAACACUGAAAGAAGAUUUGACAGUAAGACAAAAGCAUCUCACUAAAGACCAGAAGGAACUUGAUGAAAUCCUUCGGAAGCAAGAAGAUACAAAAGAUGUGCUUAUCCAUCUCCAGGCCAUUCCUAUUCAGCUUGGGAAAGAAAUGGAGAAACUGAACCGCAGAAAACAAGAAGCAGAGAAAAGGAUAGCAGCACUGCAGGAACAACUGAAAGAAGUAACUGACCACGUUAAAAAAUUAGAGGCUACAAUUGAGGGCACGCUUCAAGAGAAGGAAGAUGUGAUGAAAGAAGUGGAUGGCAAAAAAUCAUUGCUGGAAAGCAAGGACCGAGAAUUCAGUAAUUUGAUAAAGAUGCAUGAAUUGAACAAAGAGAAUGAAGGAAGUGCCAUAGCUGAAAGGGGCAUUUUAGAAAUUGGAUUUCGCAACUGUCUUGUGAUGAAGCAAAAACUGCAAGAUACUUUGAGCCGCAUGCAACGUGAGAGGGAGAAAGACUUGAGAAAUUUCAAGAAGAUGGAAAUGCAGCUGAAAAUAGCUCAUGAGAGCUCGGCACAAGUUAAAUCACACCACGAAAGAGUCCUUUUGGAGAUUGAUGCUCUACCUAAAGAUGAUGGGACAUUAUUAGAAAGGCGAAGGGAACUCCAGAGAGAAGUUGAAAUUAUUAAGAGGAAUUUUGCUCAGGAGAAAACAUCCACUGAUGUUGAGGGACGGAUGCUGGAGCAGUGCAUUGCUGAAGAAGACCAACUUUUUAAAGCUCAAGAGCAUUACAGAGAGGAAGCAAACAACUUGAUACGCAUGACUCAGCUCAAAGCUGAUGAGAGGGAACAAAAAUCAAAGGACUUUUUAAAAGCACAGCUUCGACUGAAUAACAUUAUUACAGAAAUAAAAACAAAAGAUUUUGAAAUAAGGGAACAUAAGAAGAAGCAAAAGGAAAUCCAAAGACAAAUGAAAGAAUUUGCCAAAAUGUAUGACAUUGUACGUCAUGAGAGGAACAAACUGGUUAACCUUGUGCACACUGCCCACCACAAAACUGCUGAAAUGAAAGAGCGGCUCAAAAUGUUAGAUAAUGAGAGAGAAAUCUUAAGGAACAAUGCUGUAAUUAAAGAGAGAAAAUUGCACAAAUACCAGCUGAAGCACGCAAAUAACAUUGCAGUCAAGGACAGCAUCCAGAGUGAUGUCUGCAAGGUUUUUGCAACAUUGCAAGAGAUGAAGGAAAAGCGAGAGCAACAGCUGAUGGAUGUUGAAAGGCUCACCAACACACUCACCCGUGUAGAGGAUGAAAUGGUGCAGCUGUGGAAGAAAUAUGAACGGGCCGUGCAGCGCCGAAAUGAGAGCGGAGUUAUGCUCAUUGAACGUGAGGAAGAAGUGUGCAUUUUCUAUGAGAAAAUAAAUAUUCAGGAGAUGAUGAGUCGAGAUGGUGACAUUGAGAUUAAUGUGAUGGAUGAAAAGAUCCGCUUUCUGAGGCUGAAACGGACUGAGAAGAAACGGCAGAUUGAGUUAUUCCUGAAAACACUGCCAAUGAAAAAAGGCCUUGAUGCUGAUUUAGUGGUCCUCCAGAUUCAGUUUUCUCAAUGCAAGGACAAAAUUAAAAGUCUGGAGAAACUGUUUACAGACACCAAAAGUCACAACAGAACAAGAGCACUGCCUGGGAAAGACCCCAGUCUGCCAGAGCUUUUCAAAAGGAUAGAUGAGUUAGAAAUCCAGCUAGCACAGAAAGAAGAGAAACUGCUUGAGAAGGACUUUAUUUUUGAACAAGUGUCCCAGUUAACAGAGAAGAUCAGAGUCAAGGUGGAAAAUGGCCAGGAGGAUACAUUGCUAUUGGCAAAAAAGAUGAACAGACUCCAGGAGAAAAUAAAAGCUGCAACGCGAAAGAUGAUGGCUCUUGUUGCAGAGCUAUCGAUGAGUCAAGCAGUUGCCAUUAAACUGCAACAAGAAAUGAGGGACAAAGAACACUUUUUAAUGUCUGUCAGCUCCAGGCUGGAGAAAGGUCUCCCACCACCACAGGAAGUAGAAACGGAGUGGUUAAAGGUGCUGCGUGACGAGGACGUAUAUAAGGCAGCCGCUGAAGCCAGAGCCCAGCAUCUCGAAGAAGAGGAAAAACUUAACUUACCAACUAGCGUGCAAACCACAGCUGAACAACGCCCCAAUGCCUACAUUCCAGAUGAUGAAAAUGUGCUCCCCUUACCACGGCCCUAUGGGGCAUUGGCUCCUUUCAAACCAAGUGAGCCUAGUUCAAAUCUGAGAUACAUAAGAAAGCCAACUGUAAAGCCAAUUGAAAUCUGAAGACGUUGGCCCUUCAUCCAGCCACAGAAUAUCUUAAAAGGUCAAAUCUAUAUUCUAGUAAUAUCAGCAACAGAACCAUCAGGUUUUAAUGAGGUUGUACUAACCCCAACAGCACUCUCGGUUCAGCAGCACUACAAAAGCUCCAGUGAAACGAUCAUGUGACAUCAUGAUUAGGGGACUGUAACCUGUGAACAUCUGAAGCACAAGGAAUUCCGACCAGCUUUUAAAAAUGUUUAUUAAAUGUCAGCCAAAAAAGUAAUACAUUUAAAACCACAAUAUUAAUGAAUAUCCACCUGCACUUUUCCUUUUGUGCAUUCAAUGGCCCAAACUGUUUAGUAUUUUGAAAAGUCUGUUUAUAUGAUAGCCCAACAGGUUUAUAUCAUAUUUUUAUAUUAGAAAUUGUUUACACGUUUUGUUCCAAACAGAUAUACUGAACUCACUUUCAUGACACAAAUAAAGAGAAAUUCUCUGAAGAAUGAAUAGGUGGUGGCUCUUAUUUACAUAGUAAUAAACUUCUUCCAUUUAAGAGUGCUCCAGUAAAAUGAAUAGCUGUAGUGCAGGAGUAAGGGAAGUCCUGCAAUAGAGACGGGCUCCUGCAGCUAGAAAUGUAAAACUUUAAACAGGUGUCCAAUUCUAGAAAAUGAAUACCAAAAAUAUUCAUGGCGGGGGGAGGAAUCCUGUGAAACAGAUAAAUGCCAGUCUUUCUGGCUUCCUCCUUGUUAUUGCAGAAUAACUGAUGGUAGGGUCAGGGAAGCCUUGUGAACAAAAUGCCACAGUGUGCUUAGGGAGGGGGAUAUGUGAGUUUACAGUGAAGGGGAGGAAUUGGGAAUUCCCUUCCCCUCUCUCUUGCCAACCAGCAGCUUCUUGUGCCUCUGGACAAGGAAUGUUGUAGCAAUUUCACCCAGUUCUACCUCCUCACUGCAGUACUUCAUGCUCAAUACCAUUU
This is a messenger RNA of Heteronotia binoei (common prickly gecko), 4047 nucleotides long. RefSeq names its product coiled-coil domain containing 146 (gene CCDC146). The coding region runs from base 225 to 3101 and encodes 958 amino acids. NCBI's taxonomy places the organism in Eukaryota, Metazoa, Chordata, Lepidosauria, Squamata, Gekkonidae. The transcript is spliced from 19 exons. Gene Ontology annotation, cellular component: cytoskeleton. The record is from RefSeq and is a predicted model, not a curated record.